AUGGAUUUUGUUGCACGUUUAUCAGAAUUUAAACGUGAUUUACACAAACGUAUGAUAAAUCUAUUACCGAAAAUUCGUGGUGGUGGUGAAGAAGAAUUAGCAUUAGUUAAUCUAUUAAAAGAAAUAGAUUCAUCACCUUAUAAUAAACAGAAACUUCAAUUUUGGCUUGAUUCAAAAGAAAACGAAUUGAAAAUCUUGUCGACAUUUGCAUUGGCAUUAAAAAAAGAAUCAAUUUCAGUAGCAUCAACAUCACUUGACGAUGUUAUCAGUGAUAUUAAUUAUGAUUAUGUUUGCUGUCUGUGUUUUCAUUUUACUGAAGCAAAUGUAUCCGAACUGACAGAUAUGUAUAAUUAUAUUCAUGAUCGUUCGAAAUUUGUUCCAUCAACUAUAAAUUUACCUUGGUAUGAAGAUAAGAAUAUUAUUCAAAUGAUUCGAACUGAAUUACGUCUAUUUAUUGAAUUUGCCAAAAUAAAUAAAACAAAAGAAAAUGUUAAAUUUGUAACAAAUGAACAAUAUGCUAGUAAUUAUAAUAAUAUUAAGGGAGCAACAAUGAUGCUAUUUGAAAAUGGUAUACAACAACUAGAUUUUCAAAUACCGAGUAAACCGGGAAAACCAUAUUCCAUCAAUAUUACAUCUGACAGUAUAUCAUUGGAAUGGACGAAACCGGAACGUGGAUUUAAUUCUAUUAACAAAUACAAAGUCUUAUAUUGUAUUGAUGGAAAUAAUCAAGAAGAUAAUAAAUGGAAUGAAGUAACAACUGAUACAUUGAUCGAAAAGAAAACUAUUUCAAAUUUAGCUGUAAACACACUUUAUGUUUUUAAAAUUCAAUCCAUUACAAUUGUUGGUGAUAGUCUAAUCAGUGACGUUAGCGAUCCUAUCAGAACUACAAGUCCACCUAUAAAAACAGCUGCAAUGCGUCUACUUCAGAAUGCAACAGUAAUUAAAGUUGGACACAACUAUAUACAAAUUAGAAUAUAA
Messenger RNA from Rotaria sordida, 978 nucleotides. The record is from the annotation of a GenBank genome assembly. Lineage: Eukaryota; Metazoa; Rotifera; Eurotatoria; Philodinida; Philodinidae.